AUAGGGUCGACUACACGAGGAACACUGUAAUUGGAGCAAAAACAUACUUGCUACAUGAGGAUAUGGCAGAUAUAUCUGGAACUCGCAAACGACUCAACAGAAUGUACUGGCUGCACUGCACGGCUAAGGCCGUGUUCUACGCCUUCCCCCUCUGGUUGCUGUACUCGUGGUCCGGGCCGCUGCUGCGGGCGGCUGCCGCCGUCUUCGGGGGUCCUGGCUUCAGAUCCCUGUCCACCGGCGCCACGUCACUGUAACGGCAGGCCCGCGUCCAUCCCGCUGUCACCGCGGAAGACCGCCCAUGUUGGCGAAGGGUCCACGCCGCUAGUCAUGAGAACACCAACAAUUGAGAAGAAGUCUCAGCCACAUGUGCAUUACACACAUUUUCAUACUCCUUUCCAUCAAUUUUUUGUUUAUACAGCUAUACCACUUACUUCUAAUAAUCCAUACCCAUAAAUCAAAAUUAUCAAAUAACUAGAGAUUCCCAGCAACAUAUUUGUUACGUGGAUAUUUACAGCUGACAAAUGCCCAUUCUCGUCAGCUGCAACUUGUAUAAAUUAGAAUGUGGAACUAUCAGAGUGGAGAAUAAUUUCUUCAUUCAUAACAUGACAGACAUUAGCUCAAUUACCAUUUUAAUUUGUUUUAUUUAUCUUGCACGCGACACAAUCUGGCAAAGUAAUUCAGUGGGGAAUUACUCAUCUGCGUUUUUUUUAUAUGAUCACACCUAAGAGGAUGCUUCUAUGAGCUUCUACAGCUUUCGGGUAUUUCCACCUUUAUGUAAAAAAGUGAAAAUCACUCUGUGGUGUUUCCUUUGAUAUGGCCACUAUAAACUAUUAAACUGCGUUGUGCUACAGACUAUCACUUUCUCAGCGAAGGCAUCUUUUAAUAAGCAAAAAAGAAAACAAAUUAUUUUCUCAUA
Molecule: messenger RNA, 916 nt
Organism: Schistocerca americana (American grasshopper)
Lineage: Eukaryota; Metazoa; Arthropoda; Insecta; Orthoptera; Acrididae
Exons: 2
Coding region: 55-453 (132 amino acids)
Source: RefSeq, a predicted model, not a curated record